AUGCCGCCCACCGUGGCCGUGGUGGGCGGCGGCAUCAGCGGCCUGGCCGCCUGUUUCCACCUGCUGCGCGCCCCCCGCCCGCCCAAGGUGGUGCUGCUGGAGGCCAGCGGCCGUUUCGGGGGGUGGCUGCAGAGCUCGCGGACCCCCGAGGGCGCCGUGUUCGAGCACGGCCCGAGGGGCGUCCGGCCCGCCGGGCCCGCGGGGACCGAGACCCUGCUCAUGGUGUCGGAGCUGGGGCUGGCCAGUGACGUCUUGGCUGUCCCCAAGGGCCACCCGGCGUCCCAAAAUCGCUUCCUGUACCUGCGGGGGGCCCUGCACCCCCUGCCCUCGGGGCUGCGGUCACUGUUCCGGGCGGUGCCGCCGUUCUCGCGGCCGCUGCUCGGGGCGGCGCUCCGGGAUCUGCUGACGCCCGCGGGCACCGGCCCCGACGAGAGCGCCCACGCCUUCGCCCGCCGCCGCUUCGGGCCCGAGGUGGCGGAUCUGGCUGUGGACAGCCUGUGCCGGGGGGUGUUUGCCGGGGACAGUCGGGCUCUCAGCGUGCGCAGCUGCUUCCCCGCGCUCUUCCAGGCCGAGCGACGGCGCGGCUCCGUCCUGCUGGGGCUGGCACUGCCAUCCGGGAACACCCCGGGGCCGGCGGGGCUGGCGCGGCGGGCGCGGGCCGAGCGCUGGAGCCAGUGGUCGCUGCGCGGGGGGAUGGAGGCCCUGCCACGAGCCCUGGUGGCCUUCGUGUCCCCACGCGGGGCCGAGCUGCGCUGCCACGCGCCCCUGGCACGCCUGUGUCACCGCCGUGGCCGCUGGCAGCUGUCGCUGCCCGAUGCCACCAUCACGGCCGAUCACGUUGUCAGCGCCAUCCCUGCCGCAGCCCUGGCCCGGGCGCUGCCGCCCGAGGCGGAGCCGCUGGCGAGGGAGCUCCGGGCGAUCCCGGCCGCCUCCGUGGCCGUGGUCAACCUGCAGUACGAGGGGGCCGCGCUGCCGGUCACGGGUUUUGGCCACCUGGUGCCAUCCUCGGAGGACCCGGCGCUCCUGGGCAUCGUCUACGACUCGGUGGCGUUCCCGGAGCACGACGGGACCCCCGUGACCCCCGGGAAACCCCCACUGCGGCUGACGGUGAUGCUGGGCGGGGCCUGGUUCCGGCAGAGUUUUGGGGACCCCGCCCUGGUGGCCCCCGAGCUGCUGCUGCGCCGGGCACGGGCGGCUGUGAGCGACCACCUGGGGCUGGCCGGGACCCCCACCCACGCCAUCGUCAGGGUGCAGCAGGACUGCAUCCCCCAGUACACGCUGGGACACUGGGAGCGCCUGGAGCGGAUCCAGCGCUUCCUGAAGGAGCAGCAGCUGCCCCUGAGCCUGAUCGGCGCCUCCUACUCCGGGGUCUCCGUCAACGACUGCAUCGCCAGCGCCAAGGCGGCCGUGGGGCGGAUUUUGGGGUCCCCCCCGUGAGCCCGGCGAUGCCCCCCCACUUCCUGCAGCCCCGGGGGUCCCUCUCAGCCGCUGGCGUAGGACAAAAUGAUUUUUUUUUUUAAUUGAAAAAAAACCCUUUAGAAAGGUC
Messenger RNA from Lonchura striata (white-rumped munia), 1546 nucleotides. NCBI's taxonomy places the organism in Eukaryota, Metazoa, Chordata, Aves, Passeriformes, Estrildidae. The record is from RefSeq and is a predicted model, not a curated record.